GCAGACCUCUGCUCGGCUCCUGCAGCACCUCUCCUGCCACAUCUGCACCCUCCCGAGGCGCAGAGAUGAGCCAGGCCAGGCCUCGCUAUGCCAUCGAACGUGCUGCCUACUCUGUCAGCCUCUUUGAUGAGGAGUUUGAGAAGAAAACCAGAGCUUACCCCGUCGGGGAGAAACUGAGAAACCUUUUCAGAUGUUCAGCCUCCGGGUUCAGGCUCACCCUCUUCCGCCUGUUCCCCAUCCUGGGGUGGCUGCCCAGGUACAGAAUCAAGGAUUACAUCCUGCCUGACGUCCUCGGGGGGCUCAGUGCGGGGACAAUCCAGGUGCCACAAGGGAUGGCUUUUGCCCUCCUGGCCAAUCUGCCUCCUGUCAACGGCCUCUACUCCUCCUUCUUCCCCCUGCUCCCCUACUUCUUCCUCGGGGGCAUCCACCAGAUGGUGCCAGGGACCUUUGCUGUCAUCAGCAUCAUCGUUGGCAACGUCUGCAACGAGCUGGCCCCGGAGUCGGACUUCCAGUACUUCAACCAGACCAGCAACGAGAGCAGAGUGAACACCACGGCCCUGGAGGCGGCCAGGCUGGAGAUCUCUGCCACCCUGGCCUGCCUGACAGCCGUCAUACAGCUGUGCCUGGGCUUCCUGCAGUUUGGCUUCGUGGCCAUCUACCUGUCGGAGUCCUUCAUCAGGGGCUUCAUGACGGCGGCGGGGCUGCAGAUCCUCAUCUCCGUGCUCAAGUACGUCUUCGGCUUGACGGUGCCGUCUUACACCGGGCCCUUAGCUAUCGUCUACACAUUCAUUGACAUUUGUAAAGGUCUGCCCCAAACCAACCUGGCCUCCCUGGUCUAUGCCCUGGUCAGCUCUGUGCUCCUGAUCCUUGUCAAGGAGCUCAACCUGAAGUACAUGAAGAAGAUCCGGAUGCCCAUCCCGAUGGAGAUCAUCAUUGUGAUCGUGGCCACCGCAAUCUCCGGCAGCUUCAACAUGCCCGACAAGUACGGGAUGCCGAUAGUGGGGAAAAUCAGCAUGGGGUUCCCAGAGCCCACCCUGCCCCUGGUGAGCAAGUGGAAGGACAUGGUGGGCACGGCUUUCUCUCUGGCCAUCGUGGGCUACGUGAUCAACCUGGCCAUGGGGAGGACCCUGGCAGCCAAGCAUGGCUACAACGUGGACCCCAACCAGGAAAUGCUGGCCCUGGGCUGCAGCAACUUCUUUGGAUCCUUCUUCAAAAUCCACGUGAUCUGCUGUGCCCUCUCUGUCACCCUCGCCGUGGAUGGGGCAGGAGCCAAAUCCCAAGUGGCAAGUUUCUUUGUGGCUCUGGUGGUCAUGGUGACAAUGCUGUCCCUGGGAAUCUACCUGGAGCCUCUUCCAAAGUCCGUGCUGGGAGCCCUCAUCGCUGUGAACCUGAAGAACUCCCUCAAGCAGCUGGCUGACCCCUUCUACCUGUGGAAGAAGAGCAAGCUGGACUGUCUGGUCUGGCUCGUGAGUUUCCUCUCCGCGUUCUUCCUGAGCCUGCCCUACGGCGUGGCGGUGGGCGUGGGAUUCUCCGUGCUCGUCGUGGUUUUCCACACCCAGUUCCGCAACGGCUCUGCCCUGGGCCAGGUGACUUGCACUGACAUCUACAAGAACCCCAAAACCUACAACAAGGUCCAUGAAGUUAAUGGGAUUAAAAUCAUCACCUACUGCUCGCCGCUGUAUUUCGCCAACUCAGAGAUAUUCCGGGAGAAAAUCAUAGCCAAGACAGGGGUGGAUCCUGGCAAGGUGUACUUGGCCAGGAGGAAAUUUGUGAAACAGCAGGGGAAGGGCACAGCGCAAGCACCAGCAAAGCUCCCAAAAUUCCUGCUGAAGGAGAACAAGACCUUGUCUUUGCAAGAGCUCCAGAAGGACUUUGAGAGCGCCUCUCCAACAGACACCAACAACAACCAGACCACUGCCAACGGCGCCAGCAUCUCCUACAUCACAUUCCGCCCUCCUGGCCCCGGGGCUGGGCCAGGGCAGAGCCCUGGGGAGCUGGGCAGCAGCAGCAGCGCCCUGCAGGGCACCAGCACCACCCUGCAGGGUGGCAGCACCCUCAGCGUCCUGCCCGCAGCAGACACCGACCCUGUGCUGGCGGCACCGCCCUACGUCAGCUUCCACACCAUCAUCCUGGACAUGAGUGGGGUGUGCUUUGUGGACCUGAUGGGCACAAAGGCUCUGAGCAAGUUGUGUUCCAGUUACCAGAAGAUUGGGAUCAAAGUGUUCUUGGCAAACGUGCAUGCCCAGGUGUACGACGACAUCAGCACAGGGGGAGUCUUUGAGGAAGGAGGUCUGGACCCAAGUCACAUCUUCCUGACCAUCCACGAUGCUGUUUUGUUUGCACUGGCCAGUAUCAGAGAAUUUGUCCACCCACCCAUCUUGGAAGAGAGGCCGACGCAGACAGAGCUCUCCAUCUACGAUGAGUCUGUGGAUGAGGGCAGUGCAGAGUACAAGAACCUGGAGGAGGAGAUGUUUGGGAGCAUGUUCCACUCAGAGACCCAGACAGCUCUGUGAGUUCAGCCAGCACUGGGCAGACCCUCCAGAGGAGACUCCUCCAGACCCUCCAGAGGAGAUCCCUCUCUCUCACGUCUCCAUGGAGAGCUGUGCUUCUACCUGGGGAUGCAACAGGUUUGCAACGAGGCCAUCACCCUCCAGAACUGCCAGAACCUCUCCUCUCCCUGCUCUUCUCAAGGCAAACUCUCCAGAGGAGACUUUUCCAGAGGAGAAUCCUCUCUCCCACCUCUCUGUGGAGAGCCGUGCUUCUGCCUGGGCUUACAACAGGUUUGCAAUGAGGCCAUCACCCUCCAGAACUGCCAAAUGCUCGCUGCUCUGCUCGUGGCAAACCCUCCAGAGGAGAAUCCUCUCUCCCACCCCUCCAUGGAGAACUGUGCUUCUACUUGGGGUUACAACAGGUUUGCAAUGAGACCAUCACCCUCCAGAACUGCCAAAUCUUCUCUCCUCCAUGCUCUGCUCAUGGCAGACCCACCAGAGGAGACUUCUCCAGACCUUCCAGAGAAGAAUCCUCUCUCCCAUCUCUCCAUGGAGAGCUGUGCUUCUGCCUAGGGUUACAACAGGUCUGACACGAGGCCAUCACCCUCUAGAACUACCAAAUCCUCCCCGCUCUGCUCGUGGCACUCAGAGCAGAGGACUCUGAGCAGGCAGAGCCGGCUGGGGCAGCAGGAGCUCAGCAGAUGCCAUCUGAUGGAUUCUCAGCUGGAGGGGACAUUCAGCCACGCCUUUGCCCCUCACCAUCCUCCUGCCCACCUGGAAUUGCAUCCCCUGGCCGUCCUGCUCCUCACCUUUCCCUCCUCCCUGUUUCCCCCACCGAGUAAAACACAAGCAAACCCUGAGAGCCUUUCAGGAGGUGUGGCAGGGCAGCUGUGCCAGCUGCUGCUGCUCUCUGAUGUGCACUGACCCCCGAAUUCCCCUGCGUGUCUCUGCAGCCUCUGCCUCUCCUCCUCUGAGUCCCGGCGUCCCAAAAAACACUGCCUCGGACCAGUGGCACCCCAAAGACCUCAGGACUCUCUCAGCAGGGCUAAAUUCUGAAAUAUAUAUAUAUUUUUCUUACUAAUAGCACAGGUUUGUACUCAGAAAUAAGAAUUAUGUGCACGUUGUCCUGCCUGCCCAGUGGGUUGCAUACAUGAAAACAGAUUUUAUUUUAAAAUGCUAUUUCUGUUUUAACACUCUAAAAUAUUACAAACAUAAGCGAGUUUUAGUGUAUGGUUUUGAAGUACACAGAUGUUAUUGAGCUGAUUGCUGAAGGCUUCCUGGGCCUUUCCUGCAGCUCCCAGAUGUCUCAUUUUUAAGGAAAAUAGAUUUUCCUGAACCAUCCUUGCUAGACAGCCACUGAAGGAAACAACAGCAGCAGCCUGCCAGUUUGGUUUUAUGUAACAUCUCAAUAACCAAGCCACCAUUUCUCUACCUCAAUUUCUGACUAUGUGGUGCAGGAGAGUAAUAAAACCAAAGGAGGGCAGAAAACCCCACUAGCUGAUGGUGAUUACUUAUUUUAAUCUUAGACAACUCUGGUUUCUCCAGAAAUCUCCAUGUAUAGCUUGUUUUACAAGGUAAAAGCAAGAGAUGAAGUCUCUUAAAUAUCUUUGAGGGUGAUUCCUCAUGGCGUUUUGUAUUGCCUGAGUGCUCCUUUUAAAAAGUGCUGAUUUGGAAAGAAAUUGGUGCAGAGCAACAAGAAACUGCCCUGAUCAAUGUUUUUGGGUCUCUGAGGUGGCAUCAAAUUAAAAGAGGGAAAUUCCAGUUCCCAGCUCUACAUUCAGGAUUCAUUACCGCAGGUUGAUUUCCCAGCCUGGGGUCUGACAGGAAAAUGCAGGAAUCCUCAGAGCAGAGGCAUGAAACAGAUUGUAUUUCCUGAACUUCCUACAAAAAUGGGAUGGGAUGUCAUGAGAAAUGGUUUGGAAAGAGCAGAGGUGGCUCUCCUGCAAAUCAUGACCCAGGCAGAAGGAAACAGAAUUUCUGUGGCCAAAUUCUGGGUCAGUUCUGGCAAUAAAUGUCACACCAGCAGGUAAAUGGCACUGCUGGAGGCAAUAUGUGGCCAAAGUCAUAAUUCCCAAGUGCCUGGGCAGAGAAUUAGGGGAGCUCAAAGUCACACUCGUGAAAUAUUUUCACUUCCAGUAAAAUAUUCCUUUUAUUGCUCUUAAGUAACAGUGAGGCUGAUGUGUUUUGGCUCUGAAGCCUUACUUGGUAAGUGCAUGAUGUAUAACCAGCUCAGAAAUGUUUGUAAUUUAUUUAAUUUAAUGUUGGUUUUGUUCUUUUUUCCUU
Molecule: messenger RNA, 4772 nt
Organism: Melospiza melodia melodia
Lineage: Eukaryota; Metazoa; Chordata; Aves; Passeriformes; Passerellidae
Gene: SLC26A9
Product: solute carrier family 26 member 9
Exons: 21
Coding region: 66-2513 (815 amino acids)
Biological process (GO): transmembrane transport
Cellular component (GO): plasma membrane
Molecular function (GO): bicarbonate transmembrane transporter activity; chloride transmembrane transporter activity; sulfate transmembrane transporter activity
Source: RefSeq, a predicted model, not a curated record